Messenger RNA from Nylanderia fulva, 1500 nucleotides. RefSeq lists its product as uncharacterized. The record is from RefSeq and is a predicted model, not a curated record. NCBI's taxonomy places the organism in Eukaryota, Metazoa, Arthropoda, Insecta, Hymenoptera, Formicidae. Gene Ontology annotation, biological process: DNA integration. Gene Ontology annotation, molecular function: nucleic acid binding.
AUGACCUCCCAGAGAGGCGCGUCCGCGCCCACGUCGCCGCCAUUGCCGAACAAAGGACUGAGCCGGAGAUGCUUCUUUGAUACUCGUCGCUACAACGCCUGCUCCGGAUCACUGCGUGGUGCCGUCGCUGGCUGCGGAUCCAUCGCUGAAACAUACAAAGAAGAACUGAGACACCUGAAGAAUGGAAAGCCUCUGCCGACUCGAAGCUCCCUACUGAAGCUAAGUCCUUUUCUGGACAGUGAGGGACUCCUACGCGUCGGCGGGCGCCUUAAACACGCUGCACUGCAGUAUGAUGCCACGCAUCCAACCAUACUACCAAGCAGAUCUAAUUUUACUUGCCUCAUCAUCGACGACUACCACAAGCGGACGCUGCACGGCGGCACCCAGUUGACUUUGUGCUCUCUUCGCCAGGAGUAUUGGGUCCCUCGAGGUCGCGCUCUAGUGAAGAGCCGCAUCAGCCGGUGUCUAAGGUGCACCAGAUGGCGGGCUGCCAUCCCUCAGCCACUGAUGGGGGACCUCCCGACACCACGAGUUACUCCAGGCCGGCCGUUUCUGCAUACCGGCGUAGACUACGCCGGACCGAUUUGGAUGCGAACAGCAGGGGGCCGCGGACUCAAGGCGACAAAAGGUUUUAUUGUUGUCUUUAUUUGUUUAGCUUACCGAGCAGUCCACCUCGACGCGGCCUCGGACUACACCGCUGACGCCUUCCUUGCCGCCUUGCGUCGGUUCGUCGCCAGGCGAGGAGUCUGCCACUCGCUAUAUAGCGACUGCGGCACCAACUUCGUGGGUGCCGAUAAGCAGCUUAGGCAACUAUUCUCCGCCGCCAGUGCCGACGGACAUCGCAUCGCAACCUUCGCCGCCCAGAAAAGAAUCCGGUGGCGGUUCAACCCGCCAGCUGCACCUAACUUCGGCGGUUUAUGGGAAGCUGCCGUGAAAGCGAUGAAGCACCACCUUCGGCGAGUCAUCGGUGACGCCACCCUCACCUACGAGGAGAUGACUACUCUCCUAGCCCAAAUUGAGGCCUGCCUCAAUUCCAGACCGCUGCAGCCGUUGUCUGACGAUCCGGAGGAUGUAGCCGCACUCACACCUGGUCACUUCCUGGUCGGCUCCGCUCUCUCGGCGAUCCCCGAACCGUCGCUCGAACGAGAGCCGUCGGCACGUCUCUCACGGUGGCAGCUCCUGCAAAACAUGAAGGACCAUUUCUGGUCUCGGUGGGUCAGCGAAUACUUACACACGCUGGCCCAUCGGCCGAAAUGGUCCCGAAUUAAUCAGGAGGCUCGCGUCGGUCGAAUCUGCCUCGUGCGAAACGAAAUAACACCACCAACACGGUGGCCGCUUGCGCGCAUUACACGACUGCAUCCAGGUUCCGACGGUAACGUUCGCGUAGUCGACGUCCGCACCUCGACCACAAAUUUGACGCGUCCCGUGAACAAGUUAGUCUUUCUGACCGACGGCUCCGAAGACUCACUCGAAUCGCAAUCACGCGUCGUCCGCGUUUAA